Populus euphratica (Euphrates poplar) is the source of this 2376-nucleotide messenger RNA. RefSeq names its product G-type lectin S-receptor-like serine/threonine-protein kinase At4g27290. Gene Ontology annotation, cellular component: plasma membrane. Gene Ontology annotation, molecular function: protein serine/threonine kinase activity; ATP binding. Gene Ontology annotation, biological process: protein phosphorylation; recognition of pollen. The transcript is spliced from 7 exons. The record is from RefSeq and is a predicted model, not a curated record. Bases 1 to 2193 code for a protein of 730 amino acids. NCBI's taxonomy places the organism in Eukaryota, Viridiplantae, Streptophyta, Magnoliopsida, Malpighiales, Salicaceae.
AUGGCUUACAUACCUAUACUUCUUUUUGGCUCCUCAAUAUUGCUUGUUCUAGAAACAGCCACAGGUAUUGACACCAUAAACACCGCUCAGUACAUUAGAGAUGGAGAUACCAUAACUUCUGCUGAAGGAACCUAUGUAUUAGGAUUUUUCAGCCCAGGAAAAUCAAGAAACCGAUACUUGGGGAUAUGGUACGGAAAAAUAUCUGUGCAGACAGUAGUUUGGGUUGCCAACACAGAGAUUCCACUCAAUGAUUUAUCAGGAGUUCUACGGCUUACGGACGAAGGAAUUCUUGUCCUUCUCAAUCGGAGCGGGAGUGUAGUCUGGUCUUCCAGUACAUCAACACCUGUCAGGAAUCCUGUUGCACGGCUUUUGGACUCGGGAAACCUUGUUCUCAAAGAGAAAGGCGAUAACAACCUGGAGAACACGUUGUGGCAAAGUUUUCAACAUCCAGGUAAUACACUAUUGCCAGAAAUGAAGCUAGGUCGGAAUAAAGUAACAGGCAUGGACUGGUACCUGACAGCAUGGAAGUCACCUGAUGAUCCUUCUAAAGGUAAUGUUACAUGUAAACUUGUUCCUUAUGGAUACACAGAGAUACUAGUGAUGGAAAAGUCUAAAGUGCUGUACCGGUCUGGGCCGUGGAAUGGUCUGCGGUUCAGUGGCAUGCCUUCUUUAAAACCGAAUCCCAUAUACAAAUUUGAAUUUGUUUCCAAUGAGGAGGAGGUAUAUUAUAGAGAGCAUCUAACUAAUAAUUCAACACAUUGGAGGGUCGUGCAAAGUCAAAAUGGUGAUAUCCACAACUUCAAGUGGAUUGAGAAGAAACAAAGUUGGUUAUUAUACGGGGCACCAAAGACAGAUUAUUGUGAUCGUUAUGCACUGUGUGGUUUAAAUGGUAUCUGUAAUAUUAACAACUCUCCAAUCUGUGAUUGCUUGAAUGGAUUUAUACCUAAUGUUUCAAGAGACUGGAACAUGAUGGAUUGGUCAAAAGGUUGUGUUAGAAAGACACCACUAAAUUCAUAUUCAAAUUUGGACAUCAGGGAUGGAGGAAGUGGGUGCUUGCUUUGGUUCGGUGACCUGAUUGAUAUCAGAAUACUUCAUGAAAACGAUAUAGAUGUUUAUAUACGGAUGGCUGAAUCAGAACUAGGUGCUUUGGAAAGAAGUUCACGUAAGAAGCACAUGAAAGAGGAUCUGGACUUACCGUUGUUUGAUUUGGAUAUAGUGGCUUGUGCAACAAAUAACUUUUCUGCUGACAAUAAACUCGGAGAAGGGGGUUUCGGACCUGUUUACAAGGGAGCAUUGAAAGAUGGGCGAGAAAUAGCUGUGAAGAGACUCUCCAAGAAUUCAAGACAAGGACUUGACGAGUUCAAAAAUGAAGUCAAGCAUAUCGUGAAACUUCAGCAUCGGAAUCUAGUGAAGCUUCUAGGAUGCAGCAUUGAAGAAGAUGAGAUGAUUUUGAUCUACGAGUUUUGUCCUAACAAAAGCUUGGACUUCUUCAUUUUUGAUGAAAAACACAGAUUGCUUCUAGAUUGGCCUAUGCGCUACAACAUUAUCAACGGGAUUGCUCGAGGACUCCUUUAUCUUCACCAAGAUUCAAGACUAAGAGUAAUUCAUAGAGAUCUUAAAGCCGACAAUAUUUUAUUGGAUUAUGAACUGAACCCGAAAAUUUCAGACUUUGGCCUGGCUAGAAGUUUGGGAGGAAAUGAAAUUGAAGCCAAUACAAAUAAAGUGGUCGGAACUUAUGGCUACAUUUCCCCUGAGUAUGCAAAUUUUGGGCUCUACUCACUAAAAUCAGAUGUCUUUGGCUUUGGUGUAUUGAUGCUUGAGAUAGUGAGUGGGAACAGGAACAGAGGAUUCCGUCAUCCAGACCACCACAUGAACCUUCUUGGGCAUGCUUGGAGACUGUUUAUGGAAGGCAGGCCUUUGGAACUGGCAGCAGAAUCUAUAGCUAUAACAUGCUAUUCAUAUGAAGUGCUGCGUUCGAUUCACGUAGCUCUACUUUGCGUGCAAGACAAACCAGAAGAUAGGCCAAACAUGUCAUGUGCAGUUUUGAUGUUAGGUAAUAAUGAUGCACUGCCUCAGCCUAAACAUCCAGGUUUUUUCACGGAACGGGAUCUUUUUGAAGCAAGUUAUUCUUCCAGCAUGAGCAAACCGUCUUCAGCUAACGAAUGUUCAAUUUCAGUCUUAGAGGCAAGAUAGAUUACCCAUUGUGAGGUCCUGACAUGCUGCUGGGUGAUCGUGUUUUAGAAAGCUAUAUAUACUUCUCAGUCCUUUUUAUGUUUGUUAACAAGCAUGUAUGCUCUUUAUUGCCUAGCUAAAAUAGCUAAAAACCAUUUUAACUAGCUAUCUAAAAAAUAUUACCACAUUCAUACUCUCUAAAAU